GGAGGACGCGGCCGCCCGAAGCUGAUAAAUCAGGGGCCGGGUCGCGGCUGCGGGCCACGUUGGACGCCCCGACCCGUGCGAGGGCCAGGUCCGCGCCGGCCCCGCCGAGCUCAGCGAGGCGACCCGCGUGCGGCCAUGGCCUCGCUGCUGGGAACCUACCCUUGGCCCGAGGGGCUCGAGUGCCCGGCCCUGGACGCCGAGCUGUCGGAGGGACAGUCGCCGCCCGCCGCCCCUCGGCCCCCGGGGGACAAGGGCUCCGAGAGCCGUAUCCGGCGGCCCAUGAACGCCUUCAUGGUUUGGGCCAAGGACGAGAGGAAACGGCUGGCGGUGCAGAACCCGGACCUGCACAACGCCGAGCUCAGCAAGAUGCUGGGAAAGUCGUGGAAGGCACUGACACUGUCUCAGAAGAGGCCGUACGUGGACGAGGCGGAGCGGCUGCGCCUGCAGCACAUGCAGGACUACCCCAACUACAAGUACCGGCCGCGCAGAAAGAAGCAGGCCAAGAGGCUGUGCAAGCGCGUGGACCCCGGCUUCCUCCUGAGCUCUCUCUCCCGGGACCAGAACGCCCUGCCGGAGAAGAGAAGCGGCAGCCGGGGGGCGCUGGGGCAGAAGGAGGACAGGGGUGAGUACUCCCCCGGCACUGCCCUGCCCAGCCUCCGGGGCUGCUACCACGAGGGGCCGGCUGGUGGUGGCGGCGGCGGCACCCCAAGCAGUGUGGACACGUACCCGUACGGGCUGCCCACACCUCCUGAAAUGUCUCCCCUGGACGUGCUGGAGCCGGAGCAGACCUUCUUCUCCUCCCCCUGCCAGGAGGAGCAUGGCCACCCCCGCCGCAUCCCCCAUCUGCCAGGGCCCCCGUACUCACCGGAGUACGCCCCCAGCCCCCUCCACUGUAGCCACUCUCUGGGCUCCUUGGCCCUUGGCCAGUCCCCUGGCGUCUCCAUGAUGUCCCCUGUACCCGGCUGUCCCCCAUCUCCUGCCUAUUACUCCCCGGCCACCUACCACCCUCUCCACUCCAACCUCCAAGCCCACCUGGGCCAGCUCUCCCCGCCUCCUGAGCACCCUGGCUUCGAUGCCCUGGAUCAACUGAGUCAGGUGGAACUCCUGGGGGACAUGGAUCGCAAUGAAUUCGACCAGUAUUUGAACACUCCUGGCCACCCAGACUCUGCCACAGGGGCCGUGGCCCUCAGUGGGCAUGUCCCCGUCUCCCAGGUGACACCAACGGGUCCCACAGAGACCAGCCUCAUCUCUGUCCUGGCUGAUGCCACGGCCACAUACUACAACAGCUACAGUGUGUCAUAGAGCUGGAGGCGCGGCGUCCAGCCAGCCCUCACACCCUCUCCUUCCUGUGUCCUGAGUGGCGGGGGAGCCGUGCAGCCACACUAGCUUUCCUGCCACCACUCAGGGCAGGGAGGUUUGAACUGUGGCCCCAAAGCCUUUGGCCUAAGCUGGACUCUGCUUAUCCGAGUGCCGCCUCCAUCCCCUUCCCCACAUUCCAGCCCCUGCAGCCUGCAUUUGAAGUAUAUUCCUUCAAGUGAGUUUUCCUCCAGCCCCUGAGAGUUGCUGCCUCCCAGUAGAAUAUGCACUGACCUCUUUUCUUUGUAGCCGUCGUCGAAACUAAUGGUGGGACAGACUUGAUAGCCAAGGUCCCUUCUGGUCCACAGUUUUCUGAUUUAGGGUUCUCUCAAGGUUAUUAAAGGAAGAUGGGAAAUUUGACUCAUUAAUGAGCUCACUAACCUACGAUCUGGUGAUAAUUUUGUGUGCACAGCCCAAGGGCCACGAGGCUUUCUGCACGUUCUGCACUCCUUUCCAAAAUGACCACAAAAUUCCAAAGGGACUCACAAUUUGAGAAAAAACAGUCAACCUGAUUUGAGAUAUUAACCAGUAUGGCUGCCUGUAUUACACAAAAUGGGAUUGAGUUAAAACUAUUUUAUUUUAAAUAUACAUUUUAAGGCAGUUCUCUCUCUCUCUCUCUCUCUCUAUUAUACACACACUUCAAGAGAAUAUGCACAGUCUAGGCCGGGCACGGUGGCUCACGCCUGCACUCCCAGCACUUUGGGAGGCCGAGGCGUGUGGAUCACCUGAGGUCAGGAGUUCAAGACCAGCCUGGACAACACGGUGAAACCCUGCCUCUACGAAAAAUACAAAAUUAACUAGGAGUGGUGGUGCAUGCCUGUAAUCCCAGCUACUUGGGAGGCUGAGACAGGAGAAUGUCUUGAACCUGGAAGGUGGAGGUUGCAGUGAGCCAAGAUUGCACCAUUGCACUCCAGCCUGGGCAACAAGAGUAAAACUCCAUUUCAAGGUCAAAAAAAAAAAAAAAAAAGAAUCUGCACAGUCUGAAUAUAUAAAAGGAGUGUGAGAGAGACAUGCCCACUUCAUGCAGCUCUUAAAGUCUAAAUCAGAUAUUUUUAUUAGCAAUGACGGCUUCUUGCCAAAUCCCUGUUUCUGAUGACCCAAAGAGCCCAGGUUCCUAAACGGACUUUACAACCAAGCAAAGUCACUGUCCUCAAAUCGGGAUACACACUUUCCCCUCUGUAGAUUUGAAAGGUGCUUCCUUCCCAGCCGUCUCCAGUUUCUUUACUCUCUUUUCUGUGAUUUCUUCUUCUCUUCUUUCUACUCUUCCUCCACUGCUGAACUAGUCGCUAACUCAGACAGCCCCUGACUCCGCCCAAGCAUGCUUCCUCCAGCUGCAGUCAGAGUGUGUCUUCCUCACCAGCCAGGUCCUCAGGCAAAGUCCUCAGCCAGUGCUUUAGAGCAACUUCCCACAAAUCAGAAACUCACUGUGAUUCCAAAAAUGUUUCUGAGCCCUGGACACCUGACCCCAAAACAUUUUCAUCUUUCUUCCAGACCUCCUUUGAAGGAGCAUGUGUAACAGUGUGCUGAAAGACAGUUGUUGUUGUUGUUUUUUGAUUUUAGCAUAUUAUUUCCUGUAUGAAAUAUGUUUUAUAUAAUCUCCUAUUGUUUUUAUCUUAUGUUUUGUAUUGUUGAUAAAUCCUUUUCGUCCUCCCAAGAUGUCCUAUUGUAAAAUCACUUAUAAGAUAUGAUUACUCUUUAUGCUAUUACUUUAUAUGCCAUUUGGUAAUAAAUAGUAAAUUGUUGACGAUAUGAUUGACUGGUGUGCAGUCCAGAGCACGUAUGAAUAAUCUCAUAAAACAGUGUCACAGCCAUUAAGCUAAACUGUUUCAUUUUUUUGAAAGAACGACACAUACUUUGGAACAGUGUCAAUAUUAAUUUGUUGAAAAUAUUUAAUUUAAAUAAACGUUUUUGUACCAUGA
Piliocolobus tephrosceles (Ugandan red Colobus) is the source of this 3275-nucleotide messenger RNA. It is a transcript of the gene SOX7, whose product is annotated as SRY-box transcription factor 7. Bases 136 to 1302 code for a protein of 388 amino acids. Lineage: Eukaryota; Metazoa; Chordata; Mammalia; Primates; Cercopithecidae. The transcript is spliced from 2 exons. Gene Ontology annotation, biological process: cell differentiation; positive regulation of transcription by RNA polymerase II. Gene Ontology annotation, cellular component: nucleus. Gene Ontology annotation, molecular function: RNA polymerase II cis-regulatory region sequence-specific DNA binding; DNA-binding transcription activator activity, RNA polymerase II-specific. The record is from RefSeq and is a predicted model, not a curated record.